UCCACACGUAGCGGCAUGCUUCUUACGCUUCUCUUUUCUUCCCCUCUUCCUAUGCUCCUCUCUCUAAAAUCACCAGCAGCAGAAGUUUCUUCCCCUCUUUCGCUGCCUUAGAUUCGUUUCUGUUGCUGCCAUGGCUGCUGCCACUGCCAGGAUCGUCGGAACUUCUUCAUGGAGUCUUCGAAGAGCAGCAGCUCAAGCUUUCGCACUCUCUCAAUCCCAUUUUCUCUGCUCUACCAAUCCCUACUUCUCUUUCCCAAGGACCCUUUGCACUCUGCCUCUCUCUGUUUCUGCUUCUUCAGCUUCAGAUGUAAGUCACACAGUGCAAGCUAUAAAGGGAGAUGUUGAUGAGCUACUGAAUGGAGUGGUAGAGAAAAGUGUAAUAAAAGAAGUGAAGCAUAUUCUUGAGAUGGCUAGACGUGCAUCAUUAAGACGAGAGAUUCUCCAUACAGAUUUUCUAACACCUCCAGUGCUUAAAGAAUCUAUGAAAGUUUUGGAAAAAUUAGCAGACGUGAAAGCAAUUGCUCAAGGAGGUUACCCCCAGGCUGAACGUUGUCGAAUUUCUGUUGGACAUCCGGAAGAACUGACAAGCGAUCCAGAUAUCAUUUCGGCAUUGAGUGUCUCUGGGAACUUUCGAUUUGAAUCUUGUUCUCAUGGUGACUUCCUUGGCUCAAUUCUUGGUACAGGAAUUACUAGGGAGAAAGUUGGAGAUAUUAUAUUGCAGGGAGAACAGGGUGCUCAGAUACUUGUCGUACCAGAGCUUGUUGAAUUUCUAAUGUCGUCAUUGGAUAAGGUUCGUAAUGUUCCUGUAAGUUGCAGUAAGAUACCAUUAAUUUCUCUUGAUUACGAGCCACCAAGAACAACCACGUUUAAAACUAUAGAAGCAUCACUCAGAGUUGAUGCCUUGGCUAGUGCAGGUUUUAAGAUUUCACGUUCCAAGCUAGUUGAUUUGAUCAGCAAUGGUGAUGUGCGUAUAAACUGGACCCCUGUUACUACCAAAGGAACCACACUGAAAAGUGGAGACAUCGUAUCAGUUAGUGGAAGAGGUAGAUUAAAGAUUGGAGAAAUUAACUCAACAAAGAAAGGGAAGUUUGCAGUGGAGCUUAUUCGGUAUUUAUGAAACUUUCUACCUGGAGACUGGAGUUACUUUUAGAGCUUCUUUAUGUAAACAUUUUCAGGAAUUAAAAAAAAAAGGGAAUAACUACCAUUUUCAUCCAUGAAGAGUGAAUAUGCUCACGAAAUUACCUAUGAAAAAAAAAAAAACAACUCAAAACUUGUGAGAAGUACCCAUGACAAAAUGAGUUUCUUUUGACCAAAAAACAAUAAUGAUAAGCUACUAUUUCUACCUAUUUAAUUUCCAAAUUAUCCCCUCCUUCAUCUUCAACAUCUUUCUUCUUCAUCUUCUUCAACACUGCCAUUUUCCAUUGCAACAUUCAUCCAGCUCACAAAUCAUCCUCAACCUUCAACCAAAUGCAUUUAGAUAGAAUAUAGGCACUGAAAAUUUGUCCAAAAAUUGAACUUUUUUGGGGCAAAAUAUACAAGGUCCCUGAGAAAUCAAAAGGGAUAUUAAAAGUUUUUCUCUGAUAGCACCCCCAAAUAAAAAUGCAUCAACAGUAAAUGAAUUAAGGGGGGCACUGUUGGCGACUGCAAGAUGCGGGUAUGAGAAAGAGGAGAAGCACCUUGUUAAGCUAUGGCUCAUUUGUGACUUGGACUGAGAUUGCGAGUGCGAAAGGCUCAAAGUAGUGCUCGUUAGCAGCCUUGCUCUGCAUCGGAACAACUCCGGAAGCAUGUAAUAAGACAAGUCCAUAUCUGCCUUGAAAAGGAAAGAAGGCAUAGCAGUGCCACAGGGGUAGGCGAAGACGAAUGAAUGCGGCAAAGAUGAACAGAGGCAAAGGAGAUCAAGAGGGGAAAGGGUGGUGGUUGGGGUCCAAGGGAAACUCGGGGUGAUUAGAUGGUGAGAGUUUCCAAGAGGUUGAAGACGAUAGAAGGAUAAUUUAGGAGAGUCUUUUAAUGGAGUCAAUGCAAAUAUCAUGGUUGAGUAUUUUUUCAUGUGACCAAUAAGAAUUAUAUUUGUACUUUCAUUUCAGUCAUCUUGUUUACAUAUUUGGCUGGACAAUUGUAUUUAUAUGAUGAAUUUGUAAUGAAAUCAAUCAUAUUUAUCAUUAAACUAUUUUAAAUGUUGAAUCUCA
Molecule: messenger RNA, 2186 nt
Organism: Arachis duranensis
Lineage: Eukaryota; Viridiplantae; Streptophyta; Magnoliopsida; Fabales; Fabaceae
Exons: 10
Coding region: 131-1117 (328 amino acids)
Molecular function (GO): RNA binding
Source: RefSeq, a predicted model, not a curated record